Molecule: messenger RNA, 1043 nt
Organism: Syngnathoides biaculeatus (alligator pipefish)
Lineage: Eukaryota; Metazoa; Chordata; Actinopteri; Syngnathiformes; Syngnathidae
Gene: creg1
Product: cellular repressor of E1A-stimulated genes 1
Exons: 4
Coding region: 162-758 (198 amino acids)
Source: RefSeq, a predicted model, not a curated record
GAUUUUUGUUUUUAACGGAAGUAAGUGCUUCUUUCUCUUAUUUCGAAAAUGUGGACCGGAUUUUCCAGUUUCCAAGUUGUUUACAAGUUCUCCCCGCAAGUUUGUUUGUGUAAAUUUGAGUACUCAACUAACUGCUGUCAGCAUUGAUUCUAUCGGCCACCAUGACCGCUCUCUUGAGGAAUGUCUGCCUGCUACUCUUCGGACUCGCCGCGGCCUCUACCCGGCUGGUCCUGCCCCCCCACGAACAGGUUGCCCGGGUCGCCCGCUUCGUCGUCCACCAGUGCGACUGGGCCUCCUUGGCCACCAUAAGCACCCACGAACCGGUGGUGGGGCAACCCUUCUCCAACGUGUUCUCGGUGAGCGACGGGCCACCGGGCUUUGGCUCCGGGGUGCCGUACAUGUACUUGACCCGCAUGGAGAUAUCUGUGCAGGACUUGGAGGUGAAUCAACAGGCAUCUUUGUCCAUGUCUAUGGCUCAGACUGACUACUGCCGCCAGCAGGGCUUUGACCCUCAGAGUCCUCUGUGUGCGCACGUCAUCCUGUCGGGAUCUGUGAUGGAGGUAAACGGCACAGAGGCAGAGUUUGCAAAGAAAGCCCUCUUCAGCCGACACCCCGAGAUGAUCGGAUGGCCAUCAGACCAUAACUGGUUCUUUGCCAAGUUCAACAUGACGCAGGUGUGGGUGCUGGAUUAUUUUGGAGGGGUGAAAACAGUCAGUCCAGAUGACUACUACCAAGCCUCCCCAAACAAUAAAAACUAGUGACAUCCAUGGGUUUUUACUUUUUGUUUAUUGCAGUGAAUCAUUACGUGAAUUUCCUCCAGUGGAUAAUGUCAAACAAAUCUGCUGUCUUUUAUGAGUGCCAUAUAUAAAACUGCAGUUUGAGUGUUUGGAUUGUCUUGUUGUGAAUAUUAAAAGAGAUGUCGCAACUGAAAUGGUGCAUGGUCUGUGUGCACCAUGCCUCUGAUUUUUAUUUUUAUUUUUUGUGUAAAUUUGAAAUAAUUAUAUAUUUUUAGAUAGAAGAUAUGCAACGUACCUCUGAAUAAA